Molecule: messenger RNA, 1055 nt
Organism: Symsagittifera roscoffensis
Lineage: Eukaryota; Metazoa; Xenacoelomorpha; Acoela; Convolutidae
Exons: 4
Coding region: 250-951 (233 amino acids)
Source: RefSeq, a predicted model, not a curated record
GCAAAAUGCACGUGUGGAUUUUUUCCACAACCAAACAUGCAGCACAGUCAGACAUGAAACUAAAAGCAACCACUUCGUAAAAACGCAAACUCAGUUCUCAAAUGGUAUAUAUACCAUAUCAGAUGGGGAGGCAAGAAAAUUGUAAAACAUCGACGCCUCUGUUAUGAAUUAAACCAGAGGUGUUUUUGUUACUUUCACUUAUCACAGAUACUUAAUUUUAUCAAGUUCUCAUUUGAACAACUUCCAGAUAUGGAGCAGAAAAAGAGCAGCGCAGAUGAAGGCCAAAUGGAGGGGGGAUUGCUGUUGGAUACGGGAGAAAACAAAAGAGGCGACGGAGCAGAGGGAGAGGGGGGCGGGGGUGGAGAGCAGACAUCAAAUCAGUCACCUGCUGCAGAUGGAGCUGAAAUUGUUCCCCAAACGGUGGCGCCUAAGAAGAAGAAGAAGGCGCCGGCAGCGAAGGACCCCGAGGGCUGCUACUUCUUCCCCGGCUGCACAGAGAAGACUUACCAGAAUGUGCCGAGAUUCAAGUACCCCAAACAGCCAGAGUUCACACAGCCCAGCCAGCUCUGUCUCUACCAUCUGGACUGGCAGCCCACCCAGUUCUACUACAUCUGUGCCUACUGUGCCAUCUUCCAUCGGGAGGAUGAAGUGAAGUUUGCCAAGAUGCCGGUGGACGGGAAGGAGUUGAAGAAGCUCAAAGACAGGAAGAACAAGAAGAAGGGCGCAGGCGGCAAGAAGGGCAAAAAGAGCGCCAAAUCAGCCGCGCCCAAAAAGGGAAAGGGCAAAAAGGGAGGGGGGAAGGGGGAGGAUGGGGAGGAGGUGGAGAAGCCGAAGGAGGAUCCGAUCAAGAAUGAGAUCCAAGUGGCCAUCUGCCGCAACUGUCUCCCCAAGGGCUGCGAGACAGUCUAUCCUGCACUAGAUCAGCCCAAGGCAGACGAGCAGGGCGGAUGAACACACCAACACCCGCAUCCACAUAAUGCAUUAUAUAACAUCAUAAAGUUCACAAAACAUAACAUCAAGAUAAUAAUAGCAGCUGAAUAUAGAUAAUUUCUCAC